AUGGCUACCUCCGCUUUUCAACCCGACUGGACGCCGUCACAGCCGUCGAGUUUGACACCCCCAUACUCGGUAUUCACAAAGCCUAUAGAGAAAUCGGAGCAGGACAAUAGAGAAUACAGGCUCAUCCAACUGGCGAAUGGCUUACAGGCGAUGGUGGUGCGGGACCCCAACGCCGACAAGGCUGCCGCAAGUCUCGAUGUUGCAGUGGGGCACUUGUACGACCCAGAUGACAUGCCUGGCCUUGCGCAUUUUUGCGAGCACUUGCUGUUCAUGGGAACGGAACAAUUUCCUCGCGAGAACGAGUACUCAGAGUUCCUCGCCAAAAACAAUGGCGGGUCCAACGCCUACACCUCCACCUCAAACACCAACUAUUACUUCAGUGUUGCUACCCCCGCUCUGGCUCCCGCACUCGCACGUUUCGCCGCUUUCUUCCAUUGUCCUCUAUUUUCGCCUUCUUGCACCUCUCGUGAACUCAAUGCCGUAGAUUCCGAGCACAAGAAGAAUCAUCAAUCCGAUAUGUGGCGUAUCUUCCAGCUUAACAAACAUCUGAGCCGACCCGGGCAUGUCUGGAAUAAGUUCGGGAGCGGGAACAGAGAAAGUUUAUCGAAGGCUGGUCAAGAGCUUAAGAGCAAAGGUCGACUGACUAGGCGAAGGUUAAUCGAGUGGUGGUCGAAAGAAUACUGCGCCAGCCGAAUGCGCCUGUGUGUCAUUGGCAGUGAAUCUCUGGAUGAACUGUCGGAAAUGGUUUCGAAGCUAUUUUCGCCCAUACCGAAUCGCGGUCGCGACGCUCUUCCAAUGAUCACUGAACAUCCCUUUGGACCAAACGAGAUGGGCACUCAAGUUUCGGUGCAAACGAUCAUGUCUUUCCACGCUGUGGAGAUUUCGUUUCCUCUGGAAUACCAACCGCCUCUCUGGCGCCACAAACCUGCCAAUUUCUUGAGUCACUUCGUAGGCCACGAAGGACCUGGUUCCUUGUAUUCGUACUUGAAGAACAAGGGAUGGGUUACUUCUCUCAGCAGCGGGCCUCAGAAUCUCGCUCGAGGUUUCGCCAUGUUCAAAGUCACGAUCCAUCUUACCGACGAAGGCUUCAAACACAACCGCGACGUUACACUCGCCACAUUCAAGUAUCUGUCUCUACUCCGUUCUUCCGAAUUCCCCGCUUGGCAUCAACGCGAGGUCGCCACCAUAUCCCGUACUCGUUUCCGUUUCGCAGAGAAACGACGACCGGAUGAUUACGCGGUAUGGGUGUCCGAGCACAUGGCCUGGCCGGUCCCUCGCGAGUUGAUCUUAGCCGGACCACAACUCACGUGGGAAUGGGACGAGGGCGAGGAUGGCGAGGAGAAGAAAAUGAGGGAAACGUUGGAUGGGCUUAGGGUGACUCGAGGGCGGGCGGUGUUGAUGGCGAAGGGUUCGGAGCACGAGAAACUGAGCCCUGGAGCCAAUUGGGAGAAGGAGCCUUGGUAUGGAACUGAGUAUAAAGUUGAGAGGUUCGACGAGGAGUUCGUGCGCGAGGCCGAAACAGCAAACGAUAUUCCCGACCUCCGUCUUCCAGGACCUAACGAGUUUAUACCCACUGACCUCGACGUAGAUAAGCGCGAUCCAGCCAAACGACCCCAUCUUGUCCGCAAAACGGCAUUGUCUUCCUUAUGGCAUAAGAAAGACGACAAGUUCUGGGUACCCAAAGCACACGUGGUCGUUGAUCUUCGAAGCCCAAUUGCCAAUGCUACGGCAAAGGCAGCCGUGCUGACGAAGUUAUACUCUGAUCUGGUGACGGACGCGCUGUCUGAGUACUCGUAUGACGCGGAUUUGGCUGGGCUUCAGUACAACUGCAUCUCACACACUGGGGGCUUGUAUGUAGCGCUGAAUGGGUACAACGACAAGAUGCCCAUCCUCGUUCACCACGUCCUGGAGAAGAUCAAGACUCUCGCAAUCGAUCCCGAACGGUUCGCCGUUAUGAGGGAACAGGCGAAGAAGAACUGGGAGAAUUUCUUCCUUGGCCAAUCUUACCAGUUAUCUGAAUAUUAUGCUCGGUAUUUACUCACCGAACAACAGUGGACCCACCAAGAGAAGCUUGCCGUCUUGCCUUCGGUCACUAUCGAGGAUCUUCAACAACAUAUUGCUGCACUAUUGAUCGACGUGCAUGCCCAAAUACUGGUUGCUGGCAACUUGUACAAAGAUGAGGCAAUGAAGAUCGCUGAGACGGUAGAGACUAGCCUACAACCAACGUCGGCGCCCCAGUCAGCCCUCAUUGGACACUCCCUUGUAGUACCUCCUGCCUCCAACUACACUUGGGUCUCCACAAUCCCCAACCCCAACCAAGCCAACUCCGCCCUAACUUAUUAUCUUAACUUUGGGCCUAUAACAGAUCAACGUCUCCGGGUGGCGUCGGCGUUGCUUGCGCAGAUUUUGCACGAACCGGCGUUUAAUGUCCUCAGAACGAAAGAGCAACUCGGGUAUAUCGUGUUCUGUUCGCAAUGGCUCUUGACUGGAUCCGCGCAGAAGGGCCUGCGUAUCACCGUACAAAGUGAGAAGUUCCCCGGAUACCUAGAGGAUCGAGUAGAGGCGUUUUUGGACAGCAUGAAAGCUGUGAUCGAGGAGAUGCCGGAAGAUCAGUUUGAAGAGCAGAAGCAAGGGUUGGAAAGAAAAUGGCUUGAAGCAGAUAAGAACUUGAGCGAGGAGGCGUCACGCUACUUGACACAAAUACAGACCGGACAUCUUGAUUUCUUGAGGAACGAAGCCGAUGCGAAGUUACUUCAAGAAGUCACAAAGAAGGAUGUCUUGACACUGUUCCUCACUUAUGUACACCCUUCGUCACCCUCUCGAGCGAAACUUUCCGUGCACAUGCGAUCGCAGAAGCCGAGGCCACCCAAGAUUAGUCACGCUGCUGCUCAGGCGUUCGAAGUCCUGGCCCAAAGUGCGGGCAUAUCACCAGAGGAUGCCCAGUCCUGGAAAGACACGCUGGGUGAAGAGGAUGGUCCUAUAUCAUCGGCGGACUUUACGAAAUAUUGGGUAGGCGUGUUUGGGAAAUUAGCUGCUCCCCUACCGCAAGAGAAGAUUCAGGAGCUCGUCACUCAGAUGCAGGCCCUGGCAAAGAGAUACCCAGUGGAGGGAGAAGACGAGGAUCAACCGAGGCCAGGUGUUACAUACUUCGAAGAUGCUUCCUCCUUCAAGAGUUCCUUGCAAGUGGCCCCGGACCCUGGACCAAUGGUGCAGUGGGAUGAUCUACCUACACCGAAAUUUUGA
Pleurotus ostreatus (oyster mushroom) is the source of this 3243-nucleotide messenger RNA. It is a transcript of the gene IDE1, whose product is annotated as Insulinase (Peptidase M16). Gene Ontology annotation, biological process: peptide catabolic process. The transcript has 17 exons. The record is from RefSeq and is a predicted model, not a curated record. Bases 1 to 3243 code for a protein of 1080 amino acids. Gene Ontology annotation, molecular function: metalloendopeptidase activity; metal ion binding. Gene Ontology annotation, cellular component: mitochondrion; cytosol. Lineage: Eukaryota; Fungi; Basidiomycota; Agaricomycetes; Agaricales; Pleurotaceae.